AUGUUGGGUUUUUUGAAAAAAUCCAUCAAAUCAACUGAAUCUUUGGAUCAGAAUGAAAUCGUUGUGGCUCAGACACAAGAAGAAGAAGAGCCAACAGAAAGCUUCUGCCUGGUACAACCAAUUGAAAUUGGCCAAGUCAUCAGCCAAGAAACAACCGAGACCUCUGGCGUUACCAGCUGCCAAGAGGAACCAGUGCAAGAAGAACAAACUGGCACCAACAACUGCCAAGAAAGCCCAGAGGAAGAGGAUCUGGGAAAUGAGGAGGAGCCGGAGGAAAGUGCUCAGGAAGAACAAGUGAUUGAGCACGAGGGGGAGAAUUCCAUCAACUCCCCCCAACCACCAACCCAAUCCAUCAACUUCCUCCACUGUCAGGAAUCAUCUGGCACCAACAACUGCCAGGAAAGCCCAGAGGAAGAGGAUCUGGGAAAUGAGGAGGAGCCGGAGGAAAGUGCUCAGGAAGAACAAGUGAUUGAGCUCGAGGGGGAGAAUUCCAUCAACUCCCCCCAACCACCAACCCAAUCCAUCAACUUCCUCCACUGUCAGGAAUCAUCUGGCACCAACACCAGCCAGGAAAGCCCAGAGGAAGAGGAUCUGGGAAAUGAGGAGGAGCCGGAGGAAAGUGCUCAGGAAGAACAAGUGAUUGAGCACGAGGGGGAGAAUUCCAUCAACUCCCCCCAACCACCAACCCAAUCCAUCAACUUCCUCCACUGUCAGGAAUCAUCUGGCACCAACACCUGCCAGGAAAUCCCAGAGGAAGAGGAUCUGGGAAAUGAGGAGGAGCCGGAGGAAAGUGCUCAGGAAUCAUCUGGCACCAACAACUGCCAGGAAAGCCCAGAGGAAGAGGAUCUGGGAAAUGAGGAGGAGCCGGAGGAAAGUGCUCAGGAAGAACAAGUGAUUGAGCACGAGGGGGAGAAUUCCAUCAACUCCCCCCAACCACCAACCCAAUCCAUCAACUUCCUCCACUGUCAGGAAUCAUUUGGCAACAACAACUGCCAGGAAAGCCCAGAGGAAGAGGAUCUGGGAAAAGAGGAGGAGCCGGAGGAAAGUGCUCAGGAAUCAUCUGGCACCAACAACUGCCAGGAAAGCCCAGAGGAAGAGGAUCUGGGAAAUGAGGAGGAGCCGGAGGAAAGUGCUCAGGAAGAACAAGUGAUUGAGCACGAGGGGGAGAAUUCCAUCAACUCCCCCCAAUCACCAACCCAAUCCAUCAACUUCCUCCACUGUCAGGAAUCAUCUGGCACCAACAACUGCCAGGAAAGCCCAGAGGAAGAGGAUCUGGGAAAUGAGGAGGAGCCGGAGGAAAGUGCUCAGGAAGAACAAGUGAUUGAGCACGAGGGGGAGAAUUCCAUCAACUCCCCCCAACCACCAACCCAAUCCAUCAACUUCCUCCACUGUCAGGAAUCAUCUGGCACCAACAACUGCCAAGAAAGCCCAGAGGAAGAGGAUCUGGGAAAUGAGGAGGAGCCGGAGGAAAGUGCUCAGGAAGAACAAGUGAUUGAGCACGAGGGGGAGAAUUCCAUCAACUCCCCCCAACCACCAACCCAAUCCAUCAACUUCCUCCACUGUCAGGAAUCAUUUGGCAACAACAACUGCCAGGAAAGCCCAGAGGAAGAGGAUCUGGGAAAAGAGGAGGAGCCGGAGGAAAGUGCUCAGGAAUCAUCUGGCACCAACAACUGCCAGGAAAUCCCAGAGGAAGAGGAUCUGGGAAAUGAGGAGGAGCCGGAGGAAAGUGCUCAGGAAGAACAAGUGAUUGAGCUCGAGGGGGAGAAUUCCAUCAACUCCCCCCAAUCACCAACCCAAUCCAUCAACUUCCUCCACUGUCAGGAAUCAUCUGGCACCAACACCAGCCAGGAAAGCCCAGAGGAAGAGGAUCUGGGAAAUGAGGAGGAGCCGGAGGAAAGUGCUCAGGAAGAACAAGUGAUUGAGCACGAGGGGGAGAAUUCCAUCAACUCCCCCCAACCACCAACCCAAUCCAUCAACUUCCUCCACUGUCAGGAAUCAUCUGGCACCAACACCAGCCAGGAAAGCCCAGAGGAAGAGGAUCUGGGAAAUGAGGAGGAGCCGGAGGAAAGUGCUCAGGAAGAACAAGUGAUUGAGCACGAGGGGGAGAAUUCCAUCAACUCCCCCCAACCACCAACCCAAUCCAUCAACUUCCUCCACUGUCAGGAAUCAUCUGGCACCAACAACUGCCAGGAAAGCCCAGAGGAAGAGGAUCUGGGAAAUGAGGAGGAGCCGGAGGAAAGUGCUCAGGAAGAACAAGUGAUUGAGCACGAGGGGGAGAAUUCCAUCAACUCCCCCCAACCACCAACCCAAUCCAUCAACUUCCUCCACUGUCAGGAGGAAAACAAAACUCCGCUCUCAAAGAUACUCCCGAAAACCGAGAAACAUCUAAAAAUCGGAAGAGUCAUUGGAGAGGGUCCAUUUUGUCGAGUUCAUCUGGGAUGGCAUAUUGACCUACAAAAAGAAGUGGCCAUAAAGAUCAUCAAUGACCCGGAGAAUGAAAAAUACCAGGAAGAAGAACUGGAAAUCCUCCGGAAGGUCACCGGCCACCGCAAUGUCAUCAAGUUUUACGGGGCAUUUUAUCACCGGGCCCCGCGCAGGAGCACGCCGAAUAAAGGUCUAUCGAUCUCUAUGGAACUGUGCACUGGUGGGACCAUCCGUGACCUCAUGAGCGGAAGGAAAAACAAUUCUUUGGGCGAGAAGUGGACGGCUUAUAUCUGUAAAGAGGUGAUAAAGGGUCUGUGCCACCUAGAGACAGUGGAAGUCAUCCAUCAUGACAUCAAGCCCAUCAAUCUAAUGCUGACGUCAUCCGGCAAUGUUAAGAUUGGUGAUUUCUCAUGCGCCACCAUGGGAAGGAAGAGUUCGAGCACGGAAGGAACUCUAACAUAUAUGGCACCGGAGGCACUUGCCUGUAUGAGAAAGAAGAACCUUGACUAUGACCACAAGGCGGACAUCUGGUCAUUGGGAGUGUCAGCCCUGGAAAUGGUAGAAGGUUAUCUCCCAUACGGACAGCUCAGUAAACAUCAGCUGAUGAACCAGAUUCUUUUUGGUCCUGCUUUAAGACCAACCUGGGACAAAUGGAGUGAAGAAUUCAAUUUCUUCAUCCAAGAAUGCGUGCAGAAAAACCCAGCAAAAAGACCAAGCGCACGGCAGCUUCUCCAUCACCCCUUUAUCAGCAACCUGUGUGAUGAAGCAGCUGUGAAGAGGAGCAUUGCAAAACAACUGCAAAGAGGCUGGAAGAACUGAAGACCUGAGGCAGCCAUCGGGGGGAGGGACGGGGGCACCGGGGCCCAUUUGUCAUCUUUGGGCCCCACUAUAACAUCUUGGUCCCCGAUGGCAGCCGACAUGAAAGAAAUCAGAUCACAACAUCGAUCUGUUUGUAAAUGACUAAUAAACAUUUGGCAAUUUG
Messenger RNA from Xenopus laevis (African clawed frog), 3406 nucleotides. RefSeq names its product serine/threonine-protein kinase pakA-like. The transcript has 43 exons. The record is from RefSeq and is a predicted model, not a curated record. NCBI's taxonomy places the organism in Eukaryota, Metazoa, Chordata, Amphibia, Anura, Pipidae. Bases 1 to 3243 code for a protein of 1080 amino acids.